Molecule: messenger RNA, 1112 nt
Organism: Phytophthora sojae
Lineage: Eukaryota; Oomycota; Peronosporomycetes; Peronosporales; Peronosporaceae
Exons: 9
Coding region: 1-1020 (339 amino acids)
Molecular function (GO): UDP-N-acetylglucosamine 2-epimerase activity; N-acylmannosamine kinase activity
Source: RefSeq, a predicted model, not a curated record
AUGACAGCAGCAGUCAUGUUUGCGGGCGUGGACAUCGGAGGCACGGGCGUCAAGGUGGGCGUCGUAACGUCUGAAGGCGUCGUGGUGGCUCGCGAGCAGGAGAAUUACCACCCAGACAGGCACGAGCCGCAGGACGUCGUGGAUCUGGCCGUCUCCGUGCUGCAAAAAGUGCUCAGGACGACCCACUUGGGAUUGGGAGACUUGGAGGCUGUUGGCGUGUGCUGCCCCGGUGUACUGGAGGCUGGCGGCGUCAUCCACGCAGCCGCCAACUUUCCGUCCUGGUUGGAUGUGCCGCUUCAGCAGUUGUUCACAGACACCCUGGGCAGACCGGUCACGGUGUGCAACGAUGCGGACGCUGCUGUCCUGGCAGAGCAGUGGGUUGGCACAGCCAAAGGUGGCGUCAAGGACUUCAUCAUGCUCAGUAUGGCACGGCUGCAUGCGCUUAUUGAUGAUGGUGCCCUCGGUACCGGUGUGGGCUUCGGGGUCGUCGCGAAUGGCAAGUUGGUGCGAGGAGGCAGCAAUGCCAUUGAAGGGGGGCACAUGAUCGUGGAAAGGAAUGGCAGACCGUGUGGUUGUUCUCAGAGGGGCUGCCUUGAAGCAUACAGCUCCGCUGGUGCGCUGAUGGCGCAAGUUCAAGAACACUUACGUGCAGGUUCGUAUUUUCACGGAAGGGACUCGAGUCUCGCUAAUUAUUCUGAAGCGGAUAUCAAUGUCGAGUUCGUGUUUAAGCAUGCUGCAGAAGGCGACGAGCUUUGCAAGCAUCUCAUCGAAGAAGCUGCUGACUACUUGGGUUUCGCCUGCGUAACCUUCUGCCGAAUGCUGGAUCCUGAGAUUAUUGUGCUAUCUGGCGGAAUUGCUGAGGCCGGUGAGACCUAUAUUGAGCAGAUUCGCCGUGCCUACGCGAAGCACACGUGGACCAAGUUCCCCAACCCAGUGCGCAUUGAGAAGGCUAGUGCAGGAUAUGAUUCCGGCAUCAUAGGUGCUGCCGCAGUAUGCAAAAACCAACGCAAGGGGCGCUGAAGUUACACCAAUAGUGUCGUCUUCAAGCAGAUGAGCUGCAAUUACCGAGCUUCAGUCAACCCCAUGAUAAAUGAAUGGACUCUCUGUUUUUA